AUGAAGUUCUCCACCUACGCUCUCCUCGCCUUCGCCAUCUCUGCCCAAGCGCAACGAAGCGAGCUCUCCUCCAUCAGAGACGAAGUAUCCUCCGCCGUCGGUGAAGCCUCAAGCGCCGUCGACAGCGCCCGUGGCUCCGUCACAUCCGCCAUUGAGAGCAAAACCAAAGAAGCUGCUUCAGCCGCGUCCAGCAUCACCAGCAACAUCGACAACAUCAAGUCCAGCUUGUCAACAGCAAGGGGGGCGGCUUCAACUUCUCUCCGUUCAGCUCUAGAGUCAGCUAGUACUGCUCUUGAGAGUGCCAAGGCUAGUGCGACUGAAACGAGCACGUCCAAGGGUGCUGGUUCAAUGCCCACUGCUGCUAUCGCUAUGGGAGCCAUGAUGGGUGGAGCUGCUAUUUUUGUUCAUAUGUAA
Molecule: messenger RNA, 414 nt
Organism: Fusarium poae
Lineage: Eukaryota; Fungi; Ascomycota; Sordariomycetes; Hypocreales; Nectriaceae
Exons: 2
Coding region: 1-414 (137 amino acids)
Source: RefSeq, a predicted model, not a curated record